Messenger RNA from Acipenser ruthenus (sterlet), 1685 nucleotides. RefSeq names its product probable cytosolic iron-sulfur protein assembly protein CIAO1. Lineage: Eukaryota; Metazoa; Chordata; Actinopteri; Acipenseriformes; Acipenseridae. Gene Ontology annotation, cellular component: cytosolic [4Fe-4S] assembly targeting complex. Bases 274 to 1287 code for a protein of 337 amino acids. Gene Ontology annotation, molecular function: protein binding. The record is from RefSeq and is a predicted model, not a curated record. Gene Ontology annotation, biological process: iron-sulfur cluster assembly. The transcript is spliced from 7 exons.
AAUUUCCCAUAAUGCAGAUGGUGUGAUGCAGUUAUCUGUACCGUGCAUGCGAGGAAGAGGACAUAAUUGCAUGGUUUCUGCUUAAAAGAAAGCACCAGAAAACGUUCUAUUUUAUUUUGUUUGCCAUCAAAAGAUAGUGUUUACAAAGUUUACAUUUGAGCGUAGAGAAGCAGAUUGGUGCAUCAGUUGUGCUGUGGCUGCUAAGUAGUAUUUUUGACAUUUUUUACUUUUAAUAUCCCUGGUGUCAAGUUUUUUUACUAGUGCUAGUUGGAUAUGAAGGAUUCGCUGAAGCUGGUGUCGAAGUUCACUGCGCACCCAGACUCGAGGUGCUGGUUCGUGGCUUGGAACCCCAAAGGAACUUUGCUGGCUUCUUCGGGAGGGGACCGGUCCAUUCGCAUAUGGGGGCGAGAGGGUGACUCGUGGGUGUGUAAGUCGGUCCUGGAGGAGGGUCACCAGCGGACGGUGCGGAAGGUGGCUUGGUCUCCCUGCGGGAACUACCUCGCCUCGGCCAGCUUCGACGCCACCACCUGCAUCUGGAGGAAGAAGCAAGACGACUUUGAGUGCGUGACCACUCUGGAAGGGCAUGAAAACGAAGUGAAGUGCGUGGCCUGGGCCCCCUCCGGGAACCUGCUGGCCACCUGCAGCCGAGACAAGAGCGUCUGGGUUUGGGAAGUGGACGAGGAGGAUGAGUACGAGUGUGUCAGUGUGGUGAACUCGCACACGCAGGACGUCAAGCAUGUCGUCUGGCACCCAAACCAGGAAAUCCUGGCUUCAGCCAGCUAUGACAACUCAGUGAAGCUGUACAAGGAGGACGAUGAUGACUGGGUGUGCCGGGACACCCUGGAGGGUCACGAGUCGACGGUGUGGAGCGUGGACUUCGACAAGAGCGGCCAGAGACUGGCCUCCUGCAGCGACGACAAGACUGUGAAGAUCUGGAGGGAGUACGAGUCUGGGAACGAGCAAGGUGUGGUGUGUAAUGGCACGGCCCCAACCUGGAAGUGUAUCUGCACCCUGUCUGGCUUCCACUCCCGCAGCAUCUACGACAUCUCCUGGUGUCACCUGUCCGGCGCCAUGGCGACAGCAUGCGGGGACGAUGCCAUCCGGGUGUUUGAGGAGGACACGACCUCUGACCCCCACCAGCCCACCUUCUCCCUGGCCGCCCACGUCCCCAAAGCCCACGAUCAGGAUGUGAACUGCGUGUCCUGGAACCCCAAAGAAGUGGGGUUGCUGGCCUCCUGCAGCGAUGACGGGGACAUUGGCAUCUGGAGCUACCAGCCACAGCACUGAGGAGGCAGCAGCAGAGGGAGAGAGCAUUGGGGACUGUGGCUGGCCAUGUAAAGCAGAGCGUUAUCAGGAGGGUGCAGCUGCAUGGAAAUAUCCCAUGUUUAGGGCUUGAAGUUUUCACUUUUGAUCACAUGACGUCUCUUUAAACUUAUUUUGAGCAGAUUCUGUUUCCUGAUUAAACUCAGAAAAAGCUAUUAAUUACAAAACAAUGUAACUUGUUUUCUUCUUCUUUUUGUAACAUUUUGCACAGGUGCCUACAGAAUGAAACUCAUAGGACUGAAAGAUAAAUAUCCCAAUUGUUACAGUGCUGGAUGCAAGUCCACUUUCUGUAAAUAUCUGUACAAUGUAAGUUGGCUAGUAACAAUAUAAAUGGUAUAAAACAAACUAUUAAUACUAUGAGA